Messenger RNA from Fimicolochytrium jonesii, 1236 nucleotides. RefSeq names its product S-adenosyl-L-methionine-dependent methyltransferase. Gene Ontology annotation, molecular function: protein C-terminal leucine carboxyl O-methyltransferase activity. NCBI's taxonomy places the organism in Eukaryota, Fungi, Chytridiomycota, Chytridiomycetes, Spizellomycetales, Powellomycetaceae. Gene Ontology annotation, biological process: C-terminal protein methylation. The record is from RefSeq and is a predicted model, not a curated record. The transcript has 5 exons. The coding region runs from base 176 to 1201 and encodes 341 amino acids.
CACAGCUUCCAAUUCACACUUGCAACGCCCAUCCCAACCGUUUCCUUCCUCCUCCUCAGCCAUCCUCAGCCGUCCCGAAUACACCGUGCAGCACAUAUGCCCAUACAGAAGAGGACGUAGACGGACACAUACAGUACGCGCCUGUACAGAAACAAGUAACUCCGCGAUCCCCAAGAUGGCCACGUUCACCACCACCACCGCCUCCUUCGAAUCCACCGCCCCAAGCAACCUCAACGACGACGACACCCUCCGCUCCACCAACGACGACGCUUCCAUCUCUCGUCUCGCGGCUGUCAAUCUCGGCUACCUGUCCGACCCGUACGCCAAGCACUUCGUGAGAAGGGGGCAAAAACGGCCGCCUGUUAUCAAUAGAGGCACGUUCACGCGAUCAAAGGCGCUGGAAACCCUCAUAGAUCAGUUCUUGGAUGUGGAUCCGCGAGGGAAACAGAUUGUUAGUUUGGGUGCUGGGUCGGAUACGAGAAAUUUCCUGUUGAAAGCGGCAGGACGGCAGCCGCGGAAGUACUUUGAGAUUGAUUUCCCGGAGAUUGUCUCGAAGAAAGGGCAGACGAUCGCCAGAAAUCCGACGUUGGCAACACUUGUGGGACCUUACAAGAUUGACCGCGGAGGCCUAGCCCUGCACGGCUCGGACUACCACCUCCUAUCCGGCGACCUACGCACCUUCGCCUCCCACCUCAUCCCCCAUCUCCAAUCCCUCGGCCUCGACACCACCCUCCCGACCCUCUUCCUCUGCGAAUGCGUGCUCAUUUACCUCCCACCUGCUCUCUCACGCUCAAUCCUAAACGCCACGUCCUCGCUAGUUCGCAGCGGCGGCGGAGGUGGCAUGUUUGUGGUGUACGAGCAGAUCCACCCUGAUGAUGCGUUUGGGCGGGUGAUGGCGCAGAAUUUGCGAGGGAGGGGGAUUGAGUUGCGUGGGUGGAGGGAGUGGCCGGAUUUGAAGGCGCAGAAGAGGAGGUUUGGGGAGUGUGGGUGGGAGGAGGCGGGCGCGGUGGAUAUGAAUAUGUUUUGGGAGGGGUUAGGGGUGGAGGAGAGGGGCAGGAUAUCGAAACUGGAGAUCUUUGAUGAAGUGGAGGAAUGGCAGCUGUUGUCGGAUCAUUACUGUGUGUCAUGGGCGGUGAUUCCGGGGGAAACCGAAGCUGGGGAUCAGGAACGGAUGCAGCGGAUUGGGCUUUGUCGAAGUUGAGAACAUGGCGUAUUUGGAAAUUGCUUUCGGCCAGA